Messenger RNA from Vanessa atalanta (red admiral), 3979 nucleotides. RefSeq names its product perilipin-4-like. Gene Ontology annotation, cellular component: plasma membrane. The record is from RefSeq and is a predicted model, not a curated record. The transcript is spliced from 29 exons. NCBI's taxonomy places the organism in Eukaryota, Metazoa, Arthropoda, Insecta, Lepidoptera, Nymphalidae. Bases 236 to 3166 code for a protein of 976 amino acids.
AACCGAAUAGUGUUCGGUUGAGUUCGGAUUUCAGCAUUUCGCCUUUUCUUACACUUGCGGUACGAAUUUGAAGGUUGCGGAUAUUAUUACGGUGAUUUGGUCAUACUACGUACUUUGGAAUAGCGUAGAUUUAAAAUUAGUGUGGCACUGACUCGUUUUGACGUUAAAAAUAAUUUAUCUGUGACUUAAUUCAUCAGGUCAUUAAUUUAACUUGUGGCUUUUAUCAACAGGAAAAAUGUUCAGCGGAAUCGCAGGAGCGUUCCGAAGCAUCGGAGAGAAGACAGCAUCUCUCUUCGAGAGGAAGAAGAAGGAUGCAGAACAGAUCGCUCAGGAGAAAGUAGCAGAAGCCGCCCAUGUUGUUGAAGAACAAGUUAAGAAGGCUGGAGAACUCGUCGGCGGAGCUGAGAAGACGGCGUCUGAUGCUGCUAACUCCGCUGCAAACGCAAAACACUCGGCGAUUGACGCGCUGGAUAAAGAAUUAUCGAAAGUUUCGCUUGCUGCCGGUGAAGCUAAGGAUGCUGCCGACAAAGCCUUAGCCGAUGGGAAGAAGGUGGUCGACACUACUAAAGAUACUAUUUCAACAACAGUAGAUAAUACGAAAAAGGCAGCUGAAUCAGCUAUAAACACUGCUAAAGAUACAGUAUCACAUGUAGUUCAAAGCACUAUAGAUACAACACAAAAAACUGCACAAUCCACAAUAGAAUCUGGGAAGACGUACGCAGCUAGUGCUAAAGAUUCAGUAGUGAACACAAUUCAAAGCACUGUAGAUACCACGCAAAAAAUCGGACAAUCCGCUGUAGAAACUGGCAAAUCCUACGCUAUAAGUGCUAAAGAUACAGCAGCUGAUGCAAUUCAAAACACGGUAGAUAGCACUAAAAAAACAGGCCAAACUGCAUUCACAGCUAGCAAAGAUUACGUUGCUUCUGCAAAAGAUUCAGUAGCAAAUACCGUACAAAGUACAGUAGAUGCAUCAAAGGCCACAGCACAAUCUACGUUUGAUACUAGCAAACAAUAUGCUACAAGUGCGAAAGAUACACUUGUAAGUAAUAUUCAAAGCACAGUAGAGACAACACAAAUAGUAGCUAAUUCCGCACUUGAAACAGGCAAAGAUUACGCAACGAUUGCAAAAGAUACAGUGUCAAACACUGUAGUAGGUGCACAAAAAAGUGCUCAGUCAACAUUCGAAACCGGCAAAUCUUAUGUCGCCGGUGCCAAAGACACAGUAGCAAGUACGUUUGAAAGUGCAGUAGAUACUACACAAAAAACAGGUCAAUCUGCGCUUGAAACAGGGAAAUCCUACGCCACAAGCGCAAAAGAAUCUGUUGCAAGUAGCAUUCAAAGCACUGUUGACACAACACAAAAAACAGCACAGUCUCUUUUUGAUUCUGGUAAAACAUAUGCAUCUAGUGCUAAAGAUUCUGUUGCAAGUAGUAUUCAUAGCACUGUUGACACAACACAAAAAACAGCACAGUCGCUUGUUGAUUCUGGUAAAUCAUACGCUUCUAGUGCCAAAGAUACUGUAGCAGAUGCGGUUAAUAAUACGGUUGAAGGAACCAAAAAUAUCGCUAAUUCAACUACAGAAACAGCUAAAUCGUACGUGGAAAGCGCUAAAGAUUCAGCCCAAAACUCAUAUCAAUCUGCAUUGGAUUUCUCGAAGAGUUAUGCGUUUUCUGCUUACGAUAUCGGAAAAUCUUACCUAGAUAGUGCUAAAGAUACAGUAGCGAGUACAGUAGAUAGUACAGUCAAAGCUGCUCAUAGUUCUGUCGAAACAGGAAAAUCUUAUGUGGAUACAGCCAAAGAUACCGUAGCGAGCUCCGUUCAUUCAACUGUUGAUAGUACUAAAACUGUAGCGGCAUCAGCGCUUGAUAAAGGUUCAGCUUUGAUAGGAGGCGUUAAAGAUACAGUAGCAAGUACUGUGCACUCAACAGUAGAUACAACAAAAAAUGUAGCAGCAUCCGCUGUAGAUAAGGGAGUUUCGCUAGUAGAAACCGUAAAAGGUACAGCUGCAAGUACUGUAGAUGCAACUAAAAAUGUUGCUGCGUCUGUUGUUGAUAAGAGCACAUCACUUAUAGGAAGCGCUAAAGAUAAUCUAGCAAGCACCAUACACACGACAGUAGAUACCACUAAAAAUGUAGCAGCGACAGCUUUCGAUAAAGGCUCAUCAUUAGUAGGAUCAGCUAAAGAUACUGUAGCAAGCACUGUUCAAUCCACUGUCGAUUCAACUAAAAACGUUGCAACAUCUGCCGUCGAUAAAGGCGCUUCAUUAGUAGAGGCUGCUAAAGGAACCGUGGCAAGCACAAUAGACACCACGAAAAAUGUCGCAUCAUCCGCAGUAGAUAAAGGUUUUUCUAUAGUUGGCACAGCUAAAGACACUGUAGCGAGCACUGUUAAUACUACCGUAGACGCAACUAAGAGCGUAGCAGCAUCAGCUGUCGAUAAAGGAUCAUCCCUUGUAGGAUCAGCUAAAGAUACUGUAGCCAGUACAUUAGAUACAACAAAAAAUGUUGCCUCAACGGCUGUAGAUAAGGGACUUUCGUUUGUCGGUACUGCUAAAGAUACCGUAUCAAAUACAGUUCAAAAUACAUUAGACUCAACCAAGAGUGUAGCUGGAUCGGUUUAUGAUAAGAGCGCUUCAAUUGUGAUCGGCGCUAAAGAUAUAUUCUCAAGCAAGACCGAAGGUGCAAAAGAUUCUGCUGAAUCGUCAGUAAAUAAUGUUAAGGAAACCGCCCAGGAAUUAGACGACACGAUCAACGCUACAGUAGACACGACGAAGAAGACUGCAGAAGAAGCCAAGGCUCAGGCUCUGAAAGCCGCUGAAGACGCAAAGGAGAAGGCUAGAUUAGCCGCUGAGGCCGCUAAGGAGGAGGCUAAGAGGGCUGCCAAUGCUGCCGUUGAAGAGUCUAAAAAAGCGGCAGAGAAGGCGGCGGCGGAUGCCAGUAACGCCGUGCAGAGCACCGUCGACAACACCUUCAAGAGAGUAGAGAACGCUGCUGACCAGGGCUUAAAGAACGCGGGACAAGUAGUCGACGCUAAAAUCAAGGACGCCGACAAGUUCCUGAACGACAAACGUGACGCGCUGGUAUCGAACUUUUCGAGCGCAGCGCACGACGGAGCCGAAGGCGCUGCGGGUUUGCUUAGCAAGGGGCUGGCUGCCUUCCCCAAAUAAACACCCUGCUUAUCUAGUACCUGCUCCGCUCGGGAAACUUACAACGUUCUAUAGUAUAUAAGCAUAAAACUAUUUAUAUAUAAUAAAAAAACAAUAUACUGUAUAAUAUAUGUCUAAAGAUAAAACAUAUUAUUGAAUUGUAAAGUUUUCCCGAUUUCUUGUUUUAUAUUCUUGCACAAUUUUAUGCAUUAAUCGAUAAUGUAAAGCUUACUUAUGUAAUAAUUCGAGCCUAAAGUACCGCGAUUACAAUCUCAUGUCACAAAUUGGUGAAAUUAUAUGAAUAUGUUCAUUUCAUUAGUUGUAAAUAAUUUAAGUUAUUUUAAUAAGGAUUUGUUUUAUUGGAUUCUCUUGCAUUUGGUGUGCAUUUUCAAUAAUUAACAGAAACUAUGCUUAGCAUAUACCGUCCAUGUUGCCUUUAUAACGGUCAAAUUUUUUCGCUAACAAUUACAUCAAAAAUGUCGUGUGAUGUUACAAUGUUGCUUAAAUAAAAUUAGUCAUAGGAAUUUAUAAAAACUGCUUUGCAGUCUAUUUUAUAUAUAAAUAUAUUAUUCCUAUAAAAAAAAACGUCUUAAACCUGAAAAUAGAUAUAUAUUACAUAAAACAAAUUAAAAUUAUUAUAAUAAAGAUAUAUAGUAUGUUACAAGAUAUACAUAUAUGUUUUAGAAAUUUAAAUGUCAUGCUUAGUAAUUGUUGUGCGCAGUUGAAUUUCGUCGCUAAUAUACCUAAAUCCUCUUAUACGGUUAUGUUUUUAUAUGUUACUUUUAUUAUUGUAAAUUAUCGUCAAAAACGUGUUAUUUAAUAAAUGCAUUACCA